AUGGAUACUUCGUCAUUAAUGCUGGCCCUCCAGCUCCAGCAUCAGGACCUAAACAUAUGGGAACAGUCCAAGAAGGGAAAGCAGCGCGAGGGCGAAGUGGCAGAUUCCGAUCUUGCUCUUGAAGCAUGUCGUCAUGAGCUUGAGAUGAUGACAGCUCAGAUCUCUGAUCAAGUAAUGGCCCUCAGUAUUGCGAGAGCUGUCGAGUCGGACGGGCAGCUCAUCAGAGAAGGUCAGUUGGCAGAGGAGCAAGCUGCAAAAGAUCGUGAAUAUGCGGUCAGACUGGCUAGAGAUCCAAGCGCAGCAACACGGCCAGAUGCUGAAAAGGGGAUGAGAGUCUCAAGCGUGGACGAGGAUGAGGAUAAUUUGAUCGACACCUUGAGAUCAAUGAACCUGGGCGGGUUCGAAUACUCAACUUCUGGGCAGCCUGAGUCAUCGGGCUGGGCUUCAUCGCGCAAGCCGCCUCAAACGCAGGAGUGCAUCGCCUGCAACGACCGGUUCCCGCCUCUUGCACUGUCCAAGGCGCCCUGUUCCCACGACUACUGUCGAGAAUGCCUCGUUAGCCUGACUCGUUCGUCGCUCCAGGAUGAGACUCUAUUUCCACCACGAUGCUGUGGUCAGAAUAUUCCCAUCGAACAAGGACGCUGGUUCUCGCCAGAACUAGUCGGGCAGUUCCAAGCAAAGAAGCUGGAAUUUGAGACCCCCAAUCGUACUUACUGCAGCGAGCCAUCCUGCUCAACAUUUGUACCACCAGCCUUUGUCUCUGGUGAUAGUGCUACCUGCCCCAAGUGCAGUAGAAAGACUUGCACUCACUGUAAGGGACCAAAUCAUUUUGGCGUCUGUCCUAGUGAUACCGCCUCACAGCAAGUGUUGCAGCUUGCAGCACAAAACGGCUGGCAGCAGUGCUAUAAAUGCCGAAAACUCGUUGAGUUAAAUUAUGGAUGCUACCAUAUAACCUGUCGUUGUAGCGCUGAGUUCUGCUAUGUCUGCGGCAAGAAGUGGAGGAGUUGCCGUUGUCCCCUUUGGGAAGAAGGGCGCCUGGUGCGAAGGGCUAAUGCCAUUGCUAACCGAGAUGGUAAUUUUGGCCAGAUGAACGCGAGGGCACGGGAGGCACGAAUUGAACAGGAAAGAUUGAAUCUGAUACAGAACCAUGAAUGCACGCACAGAACUUGGAACUACCGUGGUGGCCGUCACCGAUGCGAGGAAUGCCGCGACGUCCUUCCUCACUAUAUCUUCGAGUGCCCUCAGUGUCAUGUCAUGGCCUGCAGGAGAUGUCGAUAUAACCGCUUUUGA
Fusarium fujikuroi IMI 58289 is the source of this 1290-nucleotide messenger RNA. Its product is annotated as related to IBR finger domain protein. The record is from RefSeq and is a predicted model, not a curated record. NCBI's taxonomy places the organism in Eukaryota, Fungi, Ascomycota, Sordariomycetes, Hypocreales, Nectriaceae. Gene Ontology annotation, cellular component: cytoplasm; ubiquitin ligase complex. Gene Ontology annotation, biological process: protein polyubiquitination; ubiquitin-dependent protein catabolic process; positive regulation of proteasomal ubiquitin-dependent protein catabolic process. Gene Ontology annotation, molecular function: zinc ion binding; ubiquitin conjugating enzyme binding; ubiquitin protein ligase activity. The transcript is spliced from 2 exons. Bases 1 to 1290 code for a protein of 429 amino acids.